This is a messenger RNA of Pogonomyrmex barbatus (red harvester ant), 2781 nucleotides long. RefSeq lists its product as uncharacterized. Gene Ontology annotation, molecular function: mRNA binding; RNA 7-methylguanosine cap binding. Gene Ontology annotation, cellular component: nucleus. Lineage: Eukaryota; Metazoa; Arthropoda; Insecta; Hymenoptera; Formicidae. The record is from RefSeq and is a predicted model, not a curated record.
CCAUAAGGCACAACAAAAAAGAACGGACCCAUUACUUGUUAUUGUCUAUUAUCAAUCCUCACCCCAUUUGUGGCUAGCAAAUGUCUGCCACUAUGGUUAAGUCUUAUUUGUAAACUUGUUUAACUUAAACUUUAACUUAAACUCCCGUGGACGUUGCGGAUCAUUAUUUUCGAGGUCAAAUUACGUUUGUAAGUCUCACGAUAUCCAUUGGUUUUUCUCAGUGAUAUUUAGAUACGUAACGCGUUCUCGAGUUCACACAAUGGAGGAAUACGACGAACCUUCCGAUGUUGAGAUGGUGCCUAUCGAGGAUAUAGAUAAGUGGAGAGCGAAUUUGAAACCAGAAUCACAAUUCCUUCAGAUGCAAUCAUUGGACAGUCACUCUGAGAGACCCACGGAUACAUUUACAACAGGCAUAGAUAUAUUCAGUAAAGAAGAAAGAUUGAAGAUGGAGGAACGAGCUAAGCGUUUUGGCUUGACAGAGAAAUCUACAGAAUCAUUUAAUUUAGAAGAGGACUUAUAUAGCAGUAUGGGUAUCAUAGAUGAUGGUGAGAAUGCGAAGAAUGUUAGGUUGAAUGUUAUUCAUAUGAGAGGAACUGAGGAUAUGAGCACCCAAGAUGUAUUUACAUAUUUUCAAGAUUAUGCUCCAAGAUCUAUUGAAUGGAUUAACGAUGUGUCAUGUAAUGUAGUCUGGUUUGAUAAAGUAACAGCAGCCAGAGCUAUGCUGGGAUUAUCCAAAAGAAUUUUAGGUAGUGUUGCAAAGUAUUCAAAUCCAGAAAAUAAUGAUUCUGAGAAUAGAAAGAAUGACAAGAUAAAUGAAGAAAAUGAAUCUGUCGAUAUAAAUAAAGAUGGAAAGGAGGAGAAUUGCAUAAAUAUCAAAGAUAUCAAUUAUCCAUUACCUCCAGGUAUAUGGAGGAAGGGUAUCGAUUAUCCAAAAUCUAAAGGAAUCUUUUUAAGAUUUGCUACCAGGACGGAUAAAAAACAACUCAAUGCAGAAAAGAAGAGUGAAUACUAUAGGAAGUAUGGAAAUCCUAACUUUGGAGGUAUUAAAGGAAUUCUAACAGAAUCUCGUAAGCGUAUGUACAAACAAAUAAAACAGACUAAACAUAAUAAGUCAUCAAUUGAGGAAAAAAAUCAAGAUCAAACAAAGAAUCCAUGGGGCGCGUUGUCUGAGUCAUGGGGUUUGAAUGAUGUUGUGGAGGAAGAUUUUCUUCCAAGGAAUGGUGUUAAAGACCAAGGACGUAGCAUAAAAGAGAGAUUGGGUCUCAAACAGGUAGAUAAGGAUACAAUACAAGCGGAGGAAUCGGGUGAGACCAGUUCGAAUAGCGAUAGCGAUGAAGAUUGGUGUAAACGUAGUAAAAUUCCCCGAAUGAGAAUGCAUGCCGAUGAUGAGGAAGAAAAAGUGCAGAAACGACGAGCGAAACUUCGAUUUCAAAUGAUUCUCAAUAACUUAAAUAGCAGCGGGGAUCUGCGAUCAAAAUUGGGAAGGCCGAAAACGAAAACACAAUAUCGCGAGCCUAUUCAAGUGGUGGUUACAAAUACAAAUGCAACAAAUUCGAAACGCAAUAAUACUGAAAUAAUCCGACAGCAAGGUCAUCAAAGUGUAAAAGACAUACAACCGUCGGAAAGAGAAGAGGGAGAAUGGCAGGAAUCGGAUGAAGAAAGCCAUGAAGAGGAAGAAAACAAAGAGGAGCAGAGGCAUGGCCAGCGUGGCUUAAUGAUAAUGGAAGAGAGAGAAGAAGGAGAAGAGGAAGAGGGUGAACACAAGGAGGAUGAAGAGGAUAGUGGCAAAGAAGAUAACAAUGUACCUGCAAGGGAGGUUCAAGGUCCUAAAGGAAGCGUGAUAAAGGUAGUCCCGCCCAAACCACGUAUUGCUUCCACUGUAUGGGCAAGAUUAAAUCAUGCAAAAAGUGAAACCAGUGACAGCUAUUUGAAAAAGAGGCAAUCAGGUAAUCGCGACUUGAGAAAUACCCUGAAAAGUGGUGAUCUGCGAUCACGUAUCGGAAAUCACACUAGAGGACGUUCUCCUUUAAGAAUAGAAGUUAAGAAUGAUAAAUACACAAAAGACGGUAGUGAUGGAAAGUGAUUUUCAUAUGAACUAAUUGUUCAAAAAUUCGAAACUUGUAAAAAAGUGUACUCAUUAUUCUAAUAUAUUGUUAUAAGACUUUUUCGUAAUAUUUUAUAAUAGCUACGGUGGAAUCGUUAUAAAUCGCACAUAGACUAUACGUAUACACAGGUAUAUAUAAUUUACGAUUUUAAUGAAGUUUUUCUUUUUUUAUCAUUGGAAAAAUUGCAAUUAUUUUUAUGCAUAUAUAUCAUGAGGAAAAAAAAUUAAAUCUUUAUAUAUAUAAAACUAUUAUUUUAAGCUAUAUAGUUAAUAAUCAAUCUUCCAAUAAUGACCAUUAUUGUUUUAUUUUUAUUAUUAGACAGAUAAUGAAUGCUUCUGAUGAUAUUGCAUGUAUAUUUGAUUCAUCGUGUAUUUACAAAUUAAUAUAUAUUUGUGCGGACAACCAAAUAUUUCGAUCGAGAUAUUUGUGUAAUUAUGAGAAAAGAAAAAUUUCCGAAGAGAUCUCUUUUAUGUUGUUUCGUAGUGCAAAACAUAAAGCAUGUAUCUUUUGCAUCAAGAGUAUCAGAUGAAAGUAUAGUUUCAUAAGAACAGCAUUGCAUUACUCGAAAUAACGAAUCGAGAUAUUUUGUAAAGGCAACUAAUGACCUAGGAUAAUACUCGAUGUUUAUUGUGAAAAAGGAAAAAAAAGUAACAAAAGAAAUAAAUGAUAAUUUGUA